This is a messenger RNA of Trichogramma pretiosum, 592 nucleotides long. RefSeq lists its product as uncharacterized. The transcript has 5 exons. The record is from RefSeq and is a predicted model, not a curated record. The coding region runs from base 61 to 462 and encodes 133 amino acids. Gene Ontology annotation, molecular function: odorant binding. Lineage: Eukaryota; Metazoa; Arthropoda; Insecta; Hymenoptera; Trichogrammatidae.
CAGUCAAUACGUCGCCGACACGACGUUUCGCAAUAGGUCCAAAGCUCGCUCGCCGACAACAUGAGACGUUUCGCGUCUUUCCUCGCUCUUUUCGCCAUGGUGGUGUUGGCUAGUGGUGACAUGGAGCAGAUGAAGGAGGCUUUUAAAAGCUGCAAAGCCGAAGUUGGAAUAGCAGAAGACACUCAGAUGAAGGACAUUCCAAGCUCGAAAGUGGGUUGUCUCCACGCGUGCGUUAUGAAAAAAUUUGACAACAUGAAAGAUGGAAAAGUUGUGGUGGAAAAUAUAUUGCAGCGUGCUGAGAAGAAGAUGAAUCCUCUGCCGGAAGAAAUGAAAGAGAAGCUCACGAAAUGCGCCGAUGAUGCUAACGGAAAAGGCGACGAGUGUGAGGUUGCCAGCUACAUGCACGAAUGCUGGUGGGACUCGAUGAAGAGCAUGGGACCCCCAAAAGGACCUUCUAAUUAGGCGCCCGCUCCAACGUCGAAGCGUCAAGAAUAUUUUUCCAUAUCAAGCUCGAGCGUACAAUAACGCGAGCGAACUCGGCAAUGUAUAAGCGUUGAAAAAUAAAACGAUAUCUCAAAGGUAAAACCUCUGA